AUCCGUGGGAAUACGAACGUAUAGCGCCUUCAGUGCAGCUGCAUUAUACCUAUUUGGCGUUAAGCGGUGUAUGUUAAGCUCAAUAUACUAACGUGAGAGUGCCUGUCCUGAACUGAUUAGGAACUAGAGCAUUAAGACGUAAGGUGGAGUGGAGUUCGUGUCAGCGGUGUGAUCAAGAUUAACCUUUGAACCAAUGCUGUUAUCACAGUAAAUACCAGUGAUGACAUAUUCCUUCCUCUGGUAAAGUCAGUUCUGCUUGUUGUAUAGAUAAAACCAUCAAAACAUGGAAAUCAACUUUAGAACGAAACGUGUUCUUGUAACUGGAGCUGGAAGAGGAAUUGGGCGAGAGCUGGCUAAGCGAUUGGCUAGCUCGGGAGCAGAGGUGGUUGCUGUCUCACGUUCCAAGGAGGGGCUCGAUUCAUUGUCAGCAGAAGUGAACACAAUUAAGACGAUUGCUGUAGAUCUGGCUGACUGGGAUGCAACACGGGCUGCCAUACUGUCUGCUGGUCCUAUCGACUGUCUUGUUAACAAUGCCGCUCAUGCUUGCCUCGAGUCCUUCCUUGAUAUCAAGCCCGAAAGUUUUGACAAAUCAUUUGCCGUGAAUGUCAGAGCAGUGAUCAAUGUGAGUCAGGUUGUGGUAGAAGAUAUGAUAAAGCGAAAGAGUGGAGGUAGCAUUGUUAAUAUCUCAUCUCAAGCUUCCCAGGCAGCCUUGGCAGACCACACCGUGUACUGUGCCACAAAAGGAGCUCUGGACAUGGUAUCUCGUGUUAUGGCUCUGGAGCUGGGACCACAUAAUAUUCGGGUCAAUUGUGUCAACCCAACUGUUGUUCUAACAGAUAUGGGGAAAUUGGGUUGGUCACAUCCUGAGAAAGCUGGUCCCAUGCUAACCAAGAUACCUUUAGGAAGAUUUGCAGAGGUUCAUGAGGUGGUGGAUGCUGUUGUCUAUCUUCUCAGUGACAAAUCUUCCAUGAUAAGUGGAGUUACUCUCCCCAUUGAUGGAGGAUUCCUUGCUACAUAAACGGAAUGGAGUACUCAUGCAUGGAGGAGAUGGAAACUCAGAUUAAUAUUUUAUGGAGAGGAGUCAUAAAUAUUUUGAUGCCUAUGUUACUGCUUACUUAUUGUGCAAAUAAAUAUAAAAAUAUAUCACAUGAAAAA
Cryptotermes secundus is the source of this 1155-nucleotide messenger RNA. Its product is annotated as L-xylulose reductase. The transcript has 6 exons. Gene Ontology annotation, molecular function: L-xylulose reductase (NADPH) activity; carbonyl reductase (NADPH) activity. The coding region runs from base 284 to 1018 and encodes 244 amino acids. Gene Ontology annotation, biological process: glucose metabolic process; xylulose metabolic process. NCBI's taxonomy places the organism in Eukaryota, Metazoa, Arthropoda, Insecta, Blattodea, Kalotermitidae. The record is from RefSeq and is a predicted model, not a curated record.